Molecule: messenger RNA, 956 nt
Organism: Neodiprion virginianus
Lineage: Eukaryota; Metazoa; Arthropoda; Insecta; Hymenoptera; Diprionidae
Product: 15-hydroxyprostaglandin dehydrogenase [NAD(+)]-like
Exons: 6
Coding region: 10-801 (263 amino acids)
Cellular component (GO): cytoplasm
Molecular function (GO): oxidoreductase activity, acting on the CH-OH group of donors, NAD or NADP as acceptor
Source: RefSeq, a predicted model, not a curated record
CUUUCAGACAUGGACGUGAAAAAUAAAAUCGCUCUGGUCACCGGAGGUGCGAACGGAAUAGGUUUCGCCUACGUCAGAGAACUCUUGAAGAACGGAGCUGCGCACGUGGCUCUUCUGGAUCUGGCAAACUCGAACGGCGACGAAUCCGCGAGAAAACUGAACGAGGAAUUCGGAGCGGAUCGAGUGCUCUUCGUCGUCUGCGACGUGACCAAGUCGGAGGAAUUCGAAGCGGCGUUCGCCACGACCGUCAAAGAGUUCGGCGGCCUCGACAUCGUCAUCAACAACGCUGGAAUAAUGGACGACGCGAGAUGGGAGCUCGAGAUCGCGAUAAACUACACCGCCGUCGUCCGCGGAACUCUGCUCGGCUACCGGUACAUGGGUAAGGACAAAGGGAACAAAGGGGGCGUCAUCGUCAACAUAUCAUCACUCGCGGGCCUGAUCACGGGUCCGAGCUUUCCCGUUUACAUCGCGACGAAGCACGCAGUCAUCGGCCUGACUCGAUCGUUCGGGCUGCCUUAUCACUUCGAGAAGACAGGAGUUCGCGUUAUCUCGAUGUGCCCAUCCUUCACCAACACGCAACUGAUAACGCAAUGCGUUGGACGGACCCUGGACAGCGUGGAGCAGGAAGAAAUCGACGAAACGUUCUCCACUUUCACUCUGCAAAGACCGGAGAGCGUUGCUGUCGGUGUUCUGCACGCCAUACGUGUUGGCGAGAAUGGCAGCAUCUGGAUCGUGGACAAAGGGCAACCGGCAUUUGAAGUACAGAUGACCGAUCAACCGGUGAAAAAGGUUUCCGCCUGAGGCCAGCGACUAUUCGGGCGAUCGUCUUGAUGUCGAUGAAAAGAAAACAAGAAAAGAAACAUCACGUCAAUUUUCUUUCAAUUUAUUUGCUUCUGUGGCAGCUUAUGUAAAUAAAUUGAAAAUUCAUUAUCUGUAAUCCUUCGAAUAAAUACGAU